Molecule: messenger RNA, 522 nt
Organism: Acanthosepion pharaonis
Lineage: Eukaryota; Metazoa; Mollusca; Cephalopoda; Sepiida; Sepiidae
Source: the annotation of a GenBank genome assembly
AUGUCUGUCUGUCUGUCUAUCUAUCUAUCUAUCUAUCUAUCUAUCUAUCAUUAUCAAAUAGGAGGUAUUUCGGAUCGUUUCUCUUAUCUAUCUAUCUAUCUAUCUAUCUAUCUAUCUAUCUAUCUAUCUAUCUAUAAUUUCAUAUCUAUCUAUCUAUCUAUCUAUCUAUCUAUCUGUGUUCAUAUCUAUCUAUCUAUUUGCCUAUUCAUAUCUAUCUAUCUAUCUAUCUAUCUAUCUAUCUAUCUAUCUAUCUAUCUAUCUAUCUAUUUCAGAGGUAUUACUUUCGAAUCUAUCUAUCUAUCUAUCUAUCUAUCUAUCUAUCUAUCUAUCUAUCUAUCUAUUUCAAAAUAUCACGGGAAGAUUGUUGCUUUCUUUCUUCUACUUUCUCUCACUGUAUAUCCAGUCUUUCUUUCUUUCUUUCUUUCUUUCUUUCUUUCUUUCUUUCUUUCUUUCUUUCAUUUUCAGCCAUCCAUCUAUCUAUCUAUCUAUCUAUCUAUCUAUCUAUCUAUCUAUCUAUGUUAA